Molecule: messenger RNA, 307 nt
Organism: Staurois parvus
Lineage: Eukaryota; Metazoa; Chordata; Amphibia; Anura; Ranidae
Source: the annotation of a GenBank genome assembly
UACAGGAGAUGACCAGAGACUGCGGACAUGGUACAGGAGAUGACCAGAGACUGCGGACACAGUACAGGAGAUAACCAGAGACUGCGCACAUGGUACAGGAGAUGACCAGAGACUGCGGACACAGUACAGGGGAUGACUAGAGACUGCGGACAUAGUACAGGAGAUGACCAGAGACUGCGGACACAGUUCAGAGAUGACCAGAGACUGCAGACAGUACAGGGGAUGACCAGAGACUGCAGACAGUACAGGGGAUGACCAGAAACUGCAGACAGUACAGGGGAUGACCAGAGACUGCAGACAGUACAGG